UCGUAAACAAUCCCUCAAUCACCAUGCUUUCCCGCCACCUCCUCCGCCUUACGCCUCCCCCAUCAUCUUCAUCGCGUUACCUUCACUCUUCCUCAUCCCUCUUCAUCGGCGGCGCACGCUCUGUGCUGAACGCUCCCGGAAACGACAGACCAUGGGACCGGAGAGGCUCGCAGAAGGCCUCUCGGCAUAAUGAGAAGAGCCCCAGCAAAGACUUUUCAGGUGGUUUCAAGGAUAGAAACCUGAAAGGCGUCCAGCCAGCCACUUCCUCCCGCCGUCUUUCCAAUUUCGACAAACAAGAUCCGGAGGCCAGACCUCGAGAGAACUGGCGCAAGCACGAUGUGGGAUACCCUUCCCACAAAUUCCGACUCGAGACUCCCGUCAUGCCUCCCAACUCCAAGCCCCAGUCUUAUAACCGUGACGACGAUAUCCCCGAAAAAUACAUCGGCGAGCUGCCAGCGUACCCCACCCCUCCAAGACUAUCCACCGCCGAACAAGCUGCUCCCGCGCCUUUCCGCGACUUUGCUCUCGAGGAGGGCCUCAUCCAAAGCCUCGAAGAGCUCUACGGUCCUGAAGGCAAGACAUCCCCCAUCGAAACCAUCAGUUUCAAACACUUCACCAAGCCUUCCCUCUCCUCCGCCCCUCCCGGCUCGCAGCGAGUCAUCCUCGGCGCCGAAACCGGUAGCGGCAAAACCAUGUCCUACCUCAUCCCUCUCUUCCACCACCUUAAAUCUACCGACACCGGUCCUUCCAACGAUCCGUCGCUGGACGAAGCGCUCUUGCCCCGCGCUCUCGUGCUUUCACCAACCCACGAGCUCACGCGCCAGUCAACGCAGUUUGCAAAGCUGCUAUCGCACCAUACGAAACUCUCCGUGUCUGGUCUCUCGUCCACUACUUCCGGCAGGCUCGAUCGUCGGGGUGUUGUGGAUGUAUUGCUGGGUACGCUGGGGAGUGUGAGGCGGGGCUUUGGGAUGAGGCAGCAGACGAAGGAGCAGAAGGAGAGGGAAGAUGUUAUUCGCGGAAAGACUAUUUGGCCGGACGAUGAGGUUCGGGAAGGGUUGUUGAAAAGUGAAAAGGUGGAAUGGGUAGUAAUCGACGAGGCAGACGUUUUGCUCGGCGGCGACUUUUACGAAGACACCAUCGCCCUCCUCGAACGUAUCCCCCACGCCAACCUCAUCCUCUGCACCGCCACCCUUCCUCCCUUCCUCCUCAACCUCCUCUCCACCCACCCCUUCUUCCACCCCUCCCCCGCCCCCGCCCCCUUCGUCCACCUCCUCUCCCCAGGGCUGCACAAGCUCCCCGAAAAGCUGCUCACCCGCUUCGUCCGUCCCUCCCAAACCGGCAACAAACACGGCGACGUCGCGCACCAAGUCCGGCUCACCCUCGCCGAAGAUGCCAAAGCUGCCAAAGCCUCUGGCAUCAAGUGGAAGGAGGGGGAAGGGAGCAAGAUUGUGGUGUUUUGUAAUACGGACAAGAUGGUGGAGCAGGUGAGCUCGGUGUUGGGGACGAAGAAGAUUGAUUGUUUGGCGUGGACGGGCGCUGGGGGGGAGAGGUUGAGGGGGAGGAAUGGGUCGUUGGAUGAUUUCUUGUUGAGACCUUCGUUGCCUGGCCGUCCUUCUUCCGCCCAGUCUUUGGCACUUGCCUCCGACGCUUCCGACCCGCAACCCGGCCUUGAGGAUUCAUCCUCCCCUACUUUGUCUCUCGAGGACGAAACUCUCAAAAGCCCUACUUUGUCUCUCGAGGACGAAACUCCCAAAGACCCUACUUCGUCUCUCGAGGACGAAACUGUCAAAGACCCUACGUCUCUCCCCACCCCCGAACACCACGACCCCCUCCCCUCCUCCCGCCCUGACAGAAACCCCAUGAAACCCCAGCCCAAACGCCGCGUGCUCGUCACCACCUCCCUCCUUUCACGUGGGCUCGAUUUCCACCCAUCCGUCUCUUCCGUCUUUCUCGUCCAACCCCCUCGCGACGUACUCGAUUUCGUCCACCGCGCCGGCCGUGCCGGUCGUGCUGGUCGUCCCGGGAGGGUGGUCGUCUUUGGGAUCACCGGCGACCACAUCCUCGACAAGACGCGCCGAGGCCCGUCAUACAGCGCAGGCAAGCGCGAUUCGAAAGAAAACAAGUCCAAAGGUGGGGUGUUGAGUACGAAGAUCAAAGAUCUGUUGAGGGAGAGCGAGACGAUGAGUGCGCUGGGAAAGGCGAGCGAUAGGGAACGUCGGGCGCCGGAUGAUGGACCGUCAUAUCGGGGAGAGCGGGGCGAGAGAUAUAAUGGGUCGGAGUCGCGGAGGUCUUUCGGGGGAAGGGAUGGAGAGAGAAGAUCGGGUGGGUUUGGGAAGAGGGGAGAGGAGAGAGGAUCAGGUGGAUUCGGAUUUGGGGAAAAGCGUGGUAGUGGAGGUUCCUUUGGCGAGAGGGGGAGCAGUAGAGGGUCCGGCAGCUUUGGCCGGAGAGAUGACAGCAGAGGCUCGAGCGGUGGGAAGAAGGAGUUUGGAAAGAGGUAUUAGACACAUUGUACAAGUACUUGUAUAAUCACAUCAAAAUGAAACACCACCACUUGCAUCAUU
Messenger RNA from Cryptococcus amylolentus CBS 6039, 2561 nucleotides. RefSeq lists its product as hypothetical. Gene Ontology annotation, molecular function: nucleic acid binding; ATP binding. Gene Ontology annotation, cellular component: nucleus. The transcript has 2 exons. Gene Ontology annotation, biological process: ribosome biogenesis. NCBI's taxonomy places the organism in Eukaryota, Fungi, Basidiomycota, Tremellomycetes, Tremellales, Cryptococcaceae. Bases 24 to 2501 code for a protein of 825 amino acids. The record is from RefSeq and is a predicted model, not a curated record.